This is a messenger RNA of Ochlerotatus camptorhynchus, 805 nucleotides long. RefSeq lists its product as uncharacterized. NCBI's taxonomy places the organism in Eukaryota, Metazoa, Arthropoda, Insecta, Diptera, Culicidae. The transcript has 4 exons. The record is from RefSeq and is a predicted model, not a curated record. Gene Ontology annotation, molecular function: metal ion binding. Bases 71 to 646 code for a protein of 191 amino acids.
AAAAAAAACAUUUUUUUCCUGAAUAAUAAUUUAAAAUUUGGCUUUAUUCGUGGUGCAACAGACACGAAUUAUGUUCUCCCUUGUCGCAGAUUAUGGAACCAGUGACGAGGAUGAAAGUUCGUCAUCCGGAUCCAGUAAUUCCGGCGAUGAAUCAAACUGUGAGGAAAAGAAAACGGACAACACCACACAGAGUACUGCUUCAACGCUUCCCAGUGCAAGUUUAAUGUUGGCCAACGAAAAGAAGUCGAUUCCUGGAGGUGUCUUUAGUAAUCCUUUUAAGGAAGCAGAAGACGCCAAGAUGGCAAGUUUGGAGAAGCAUGUCAAAAUGAUUGAUCCGGAACAUGAAAUCAGUGAGCAGAAGCGUAAAAUUUGCUGGAGCUAUAGGAAGGGUCGCUGUCGAUUCGGCAGCAAGUGUAAUUUUGCUCACGACUCCGAUCUUAUACUGAAGAAAGAUUUGCAUGGAGUUCAGGUUGAAACAGAAGAACCCGCAAGUGCAGAGGGCCCUUCUGGUGGACAAACGGAAGCGACUCAGGUGGCCCGCAAACAAACGAAUAAGAAAAAACGACCUGGGCUGAGCCGGGAAUUGGUACCACCGAAAAAGGUUCUUAAGAUGUACCAAAGGGAAAAAUAUAGCGGUAAACCUUGAGAAGGAGCUCGGGAUGUAUUAUAAUAGUAUGGGAUUUAAGUCCAACCGGCAACAAGAACGAGUUAUGUGUGAUCCACAAUUGUAAAGAUUUCAUGGAAGCCAGCAGUAAGAUGAACAGAUGUUUAAUACAUAGUACAAAUCAGCACAUUAUAAAAUCAA